UGGUGGAAUAUUCUGGCCUAAUGACAAAAUCUUGGAAACGUCUUCCGGCGGCUCGCACAUAAGAUUUCUACUGCGUGUCAUUCAUUGUUAUGCUGGCAUAAAGCGCGUUCUUUAAUGUGAAUAUUUGCAAUGCAGGCUCUUACGCCUCACGUAAACUGGGCUCAGCGGCACGGGGAGAUUUACCUGCGAGUGGAGAUCAGUGAUGCACAGAAUCUGAGUAUUGGUGUUGAAGAGAACAUCCUGCACUUCCGAGGCCAAGGACAUGGAGCAAAAGGAGAAAAUGAAUAUGAAUUCAGCCUUGAAUUUUUAAAACCAGUUAAACCUGAGGUGAAACACAAAUCCACUCAGCGGCAGGUGAAUAUUACGGUAAAGAAGCAGGAGCACGUUUGGUGGGAUCGGCUUACUAAACAGGAGAAGAAGCUUUGGUUUCUAGCACCUGAUUUUGACCGUUGGCUGGACGAGUCAGAUGCAGAAAUGGAGCUCAGAGAAAAGGAAGAGAAACUAAACAAAGUCAGCAUUGAGUCAAGGGUCCGAAAGGACCCUUUUCUCGGCUUGAAAAAAGGAUUUCUCUUUAUGUACAACUUGGUCCAGUUUCUUGGAUUCUCCUGGAUCUUUGUCAACAUGACUGUACGUUUGUUCAUACUUGGGCAAGAUUCUUUCUACGACACCUUUCAUACCAUUGCUGAUGUGAUGUACUUCUGUCAGAUGCUGGCAAUAAUGGAAGUUAUUAAUCCUGCUGUGGGGCUGGUUAAGACUGGAGUCAUCCCUGCUUUCAUACAGGUGAUGGGCAGGAACUUCAUCCUUUUUGUCAUAUUUGGAAACUUAGAGGAUAUGCAAAACAAGCCAGUGGUCUUCUUUGUCUUCUAUCUAUGGAGUGCAAUCGAGAUAUUCAGGUAUCCCUUCUACAUGUUGGCCUGUAUUGAUACUGAAUGGAAGUUGUUGACUUGGGUGAGAUACACCAUAUGGAUUCCGCUGUACCCUCUUGGUGUGCUAGCUGAAGCUGUGGCAGUGAUUCAGUCCAUCCCCAUAUUUGAUGAAACCAAACUCCUCGGGAUUCCUCUGCCUAAAGCCAUAGGCACAUCGCUCAGCUUCUCGUACAUCCUGAAGAUCUACCUGGCACUAAUGUUUCUGGGCCUCUUCAUCAAUUUUCAACACCUCUACAAACAGAGGAAGAGACGGUUUCGCACAAAGAAGAGGAAAGCCAACUGAGUUUUCAUCCAGGGGAAGACUCCUGCUUCAACUUCAUAAUUUCUCUUACUGCAUCUCUCUUUUCAGUGAUUUAACCUUUCUCCCUUUCCAUUUACCAAUGAUGUUAUAUACCCUUAUCUCACAGUGAACACAUUACAUGAUGCAAAAAGAACCCUCUACAUUCAAACCCCAAAUCAAGUGCAUUUACUUUCUACACUUUAGUACUGAAGGACAAUGACCAAACUGACUAUAUAAACAUUAGAAAGAGAAAUUGAUGAUCUAACAAAUAGUUCUAAACAGGAACAUGAAGGUAUUUAUACAUAUUGUCAUUUCAUCUGUGUGCGGCUUGUUUGCUGUUUGAGUGUUUGAUAUUGUAGAUUAGUUGUGUGACAGGCUUACUUGACUGAAAACACAAGCAGCAUUUUAUCUUCCUAUUAUUCCCUGAGAGGUGUUGUAGUAGUUAUUUCUGCAGAGUAUUGAUAACAACAAGACAGACCAUUAUCCUCAGGGAAAACCUCAUGAAACAACUGAACAUGCAUUGGAAUAAUCAUUUCAGUGUCAUAUGUGAGAUCCGGAAAGUUUGUAUAACUGCAACUGAUGAUGAUUAAUAAAUUUCACUACUCUGAAGCAUGCAAUACGUGGU
Xyrauchen texanus (razorback sucker) is the source of this 1831-nucleotide messenger RNA. RefSeq names its product very-long-chain (3R)-3-hydroxyacyl-CoA dehydratase. Lineage: Eukaryota; Metazoa; Chordata; Actinopteri; Cypriniformes; Catostomidae. The record is from RefSeq and is a predicted model, not a curated record. Gene Ontology annotation, cellular component: endoplasmic reticulum membrane. Gene Ontology annotation, biological process: very long-chain fatty acid biosynthetic process; fatty acid elongation; sphingolipid biosynthetic process. Gene Ontology annotation, molecular function: 3-hydroxyacyl-CoA dehydratase activity. Bases 130 to 1209 code for a protein of 359 amino acids. The transcript has 11 exons.